Messenger RNA from Adineta steineri, 1116 nucleotides. The record is from the annotation of a GenBank genome assembly. Lineage: Eukaryota; Metazoa; Rotifera; Eurotatoria; Adinetida; Adinetidae.
AUGCUCGGUGAUAAUAAUAUUUUUCAACAUGCUGCUGUUGCUUCCUCGGCUUAUGCUUCUAUGGCUGCAUUUACUGCUGCUGCUAAUAUGUAUAAUUCAUUCUAUCCAACAACAAAUCCACAUGUAGAUCCUAUUAAUUAUUUUGGUUGUACAGAUACAAAACGUGAACAACUUGAUUCAAAAGUAUGUGUUAAACUUGAAGGUAUAGAUUUAUGGAAACGAUUUUAUGCGAUAGGCAAUGAAAUGAUUAUAACUAAACUUGGUCGACGAUUAUUUCCAACAUUUCGUGCUUCUAUUAGUGACCUUGAUCCAAAUAUGAAAUAUAUGGUUUUACUUGAUAUCGUACCUAUUGAUGAUAAUCGAUAUAAAUAUCAAGAAUCUGCAUGGAUUAUUUCCGGUAAAGCAGAACCACAUAUCUAUGGACGUUAUUUCGUUCAUCCAGAUAGUCCACAAACUGGCGCUCAAUGGAUGAAACAAUCGAUUCAAUUUAAUAAAGUUAAAAUAACAAAUAACCCAAUGCAAAAUCCUAAUCAAAUUCUUUUAAAUUCCAUGCAUCGAUAUAUAAUACGUUUACAUAUUAUUCAAGCAACUGAUGAUUAUUCAAUGCGAACAGGCCCUUUAAGUACAUUUAUAUUUGAUGAAACAGUAUUUAUUGCUGUUACUGCUUAUCAAAAUGAUGAGAUCAAAAAUUUAAAAAUUGAUAAUAAUCCAUUUGCAAAAGGUUUUCGCGAACCAACACAUGGAAAAAAGAAUAGUUCAAAAUCUCUCAAACGUCUUCAAUCAAGUCUUCCAUUAGAAAAAUCAACAAAAUAUGAAGAACAUCAUUCUCGUUUAUGUAAAAGUGAUUCAUCAUUAUUAUCACCUGAUUCAAUAUCACCACCAUUACACCAUACUAUUCCAGAUUCAACAACACCAACAUACAUAAAUCAUCAUGAACAAGAUUUAAAUUUUUCUCCUAUAUAUCCUCAUCAUCAAUUUCCUUAUAAUCCUUACACAAAUGAUUCAUCAACAAUGAUGUACAAUCCUUAUAUGAAUUCAACUUCACGAUCGACAAUGAAUAAUUUUCCUGCAUAUGGAUAUUAUCCAACAAAUAAUUAUAAUACACCCUAUUUUUGA